Pneumocystis carinii B80 is the source of this 371-nucleotide messenger RNA. RefSeq lists its product as hypothetical. Lineage: Eukaryota; Fungi; Ascomycota; Pneumocystomycetes; Pneumocystales; Pneumocystaceae. Bases 47 to 325 code for a protein of 92 amino acids. Gene Ontology annotation, biological process: attachment of spindle microtubules to kinetochore. Gene Ontology annotation, cellular component: DASH complex; mitotic spindle. The transcript is spliced from 2 exons. The record is from RefSeq and is a predicted model, not a curated record.
UAUUAUUAUUUAUCGUUUUAACCUUUUUUUUUAUCAUUUCUCGGACAUGUAUUCUAUGGAAAAGACUGUACAAGGCAUAUCUCGUCUCACAAUAGAUUCUUUCUCAUCAUUAGAAAUCGCUUUAUUACAAGAAUAUUCAAAACUUGUACAAAAUUUAAAUAAACUUUCUGAUAUCCUACACAUACUAGCACAUAGUCCUAUGUCACAAAUCUUGGAUUCAUUAAGUAUACUUGAAAGAAAGACUGGAUUAGUUUUUACCUUGUUUAAAGCAUCUGUAUGGGCUAUUUUAGCAAAUGCUGGACAAACCGAUAUUCUUAGCGGAUAAAUAAGUGUUGAAUUGUAGUUUAAACGUAUUUAUAUGUUUAUCUAUA